AUGACAACAGCCACUCAAGGUCAAUCAGCUAGCGUCCCACACCCUACCACGGCGACAAGAAUGAAGACGUCAAGUCACCCAAUACAGACGGUAAUUACUGGUUCCAAGGGAACUGUAGUAACUUAUGAAGCGACGCGGGAUCCCAAAUACACGACCAAUACGAAAACAACAACUUCAACCAGCGACCAUGGUGAUCGUGUUAUCAUAUACCCCGGAGGUUGGCGGUGGAGACCAAUUGGGUUUCCACAUUUGAAACUUCCACCGUUCAAACUCCCUCCUCCUCCAACGUUAAAUCCAGAUCCCGAAUCCGGAGACCACGAUCACGAUCAUGAUCACGACACCGAGCAUGACCACGACCACGAUAAAAGCAGCAAAUCUACGACCAAAAGUGCAAAGUGUACCACAACAAGACCGCCUAGAUGCACCAAGACUGUUUCGUUCAUAUCUACCGGGACAGGAUACACAAGUACAAUUCUCGGAACGUGCUCACCUGUCAGCGGCUGCGUCUCGGGAAAACAAAGCACCACCACCACAACGAUAGCAACCUUUGUACCAUCCGUUUGGAUCGAUGAGCCAUACAAGCCCGAGGUUCCUACACCCCCUGAGGAGGUGGAUGCUGAGACAAUCGAAUACUUCAACGAUCUUUUCAAGAAAGAAGGUAUCUCACUUGAAGUUGACCAGCAACUUGUGGCUCAAUGUGGCGGCAACAUGCCGGGUAUCCCCCUUUUCUGCUUGAACCACUUUAGCACCGAUUUCUGUCGAGCCGUACAAGCAGAUCCGAGUAAAAAACUCUCCAAAACUUUCGCAGGCCUUGAUGCUACGCUAGGGCCGAUUGGACCGCUCAAUAUGAUAGGAGAUCACCAUGUCGGUAUGCAGAAGGGGAGGUCAUUGGUUAGCAGAGGUCUCUGCAGCGACUGGAGUUUUGAGUUCAAUUGGAGCGGUGCUCAUUCCAAGUGUGGAAAGUCUUGUCUCGACUACUUAAGUAUCAUAAGAACCCAGUGCCUUCAAUUUAAGACCAAUAACGAGGGUUCUCUUGAUGCUGGUUGUGGUACCUACAGCCUCGCGAUCAAACCAGUUCUCACCACUUCCACCACCUCCACUGGAGAAUCGCCUCCCGAACCGACCGAGAUUCCAAAAACGCCGCUGGAGCUGAAACCCGCCGUGUGUGCAGACGAGUCUGAUUUCCCAGGACACGUCGACGUCCAUAAGAGCGACCAGAAGAGACAAGCCGAAUCGUUCUGUGAGACCUAUUUUCUGGAUCGCAACCAAAAGGGGAUUCAUAUGAGCUCACAGAACGAGACUGUCUCGGCCACUGGAGGGGGUCUCUUUGGAGAUGCACUUCUCCACUUCUCUGUUUCCUGGGUUGAUGGCUGCGAGACAACGGUAGACAGUCAGGAUGUUAUGCUUCCCGUGGGCGACGAUUUCAACUUGAACUGUGGAAAUAUUCUGUUCAAAACAUGGGCAGACUGCAACAACGGCGGCGUGGGUGGAUAUAUCGAUGCUGGUUGCCUUCGAUACCAGUUCAACCCGGCAAAGUAA
Trichoderma breve is the source of this 1539-nucleotide messenger RNA. RefSeq lists its product as uncharacterized. Bases 1 to 1539 code for a protein of 512 amino acids. The transcript has 3 exons. The record is from RefSeq and is a predicted model, not a curated record. Lineage: Eukaryota; Fungi; Ascomycota; Sordariomycetes; Hypocreales; Hypocreaceae.